AUGAGGUUUCUGAUCUCACUGUUUGUGUUGCUGCUGCUGGUUAAUGGUGAGUGUUUUGCAUAACUUACAAAUUCCAGCUCUGAUCCAUGCUAUAAUUAUAACACUCUCGAUGACUAUUGGAGAGACAUACGGCAAUAUCAGGACACUGGAUAUGAUGACACCCGUGUUGAAUGGAGUGGCUGGUAUCGGCUGUAUUUGAAUGGAGAAAGUACCCAGAUGUCUGAGUGGUGUGUGAGUUAUGUGAGAUGUGGUGGUGAAACUGGACUGUAUCUCAACGGCUCUCACCCAACUCUUGAGGAUGGAGUGGUGACCCGUGAAGUUGUGGGAAUGAAUGGGUUCCAGUGUGGCUUCAACACAUCCACAUCCAUCCAAGUCAAAGCCUGUCCAGGAGACUAUUACGUCUAUAAACUUGUCAAGCCAGAUCUGUCGAUCCACAGACCAACAUACUGUGCAGUGUCUUUCCAAAGCAUCAGCAGUAAUCCCUGCUACAACUAUCAGUAUCUGGACCGUCCCUGGAGAGCCACCAAUGAAAGUGGAGAGAAGAUUUGUGAUGAAUCUUUCUCCUGGAAUGGCUGGUACCGGCUUUUCUACUAUGGAAUGAACAUCCAGAUGUCAGAGACCUGUAUUAGUUCAUUCAGCUGUAACGCAUACUAUAAUCUGUGGCUCAAUGGUCCUCAUCCUCAGAUAGAGGAUGGAGUGGUGACUAGAGAGGUCUGUGUAGGGUCUUAUUGGGGCAGCUGCUGUGAAUACAAGUCAAAACCCAUCAGAGUGAAAGCGUGUCCAGGCAAUUACUAUGUCUAUGAACUUGUGAAUCCACAAUUCUGGUGUUCAGGAUACUGCACAGACGUCAACAACAUUUCACAGGUGGUUUCCAAUGUAAGUUCAGAUAAUAUCACUGGAUCCAGCAUCACCUUAAAUUAUGACCCGUGCAAUAACUACAACACAGUCAACAACCACUGGAGAAGCACAUUCAAUUACUGGUAUUUGCAUGGCUAUAUAAAUGGACUUGAUGACACUCGUGUAGAAUGGGAUGGCUGGUAUCGACUCUUCAUUAAUGGAUCAAGUGCUCAGAUGCCUGAGUGGUGUAUAUCCUUCAUGUCAUGUGGAGGUUUUAGUUCUCUGUGGCUUGGUGGUUCUCAUCCUCGUCUAGAAGAUGGAGUUGUUACUCGUGAAAUUUACGGCUCUCGACAUGAUCAGUGCAGUUACUACAGAUCUGAACCAAUCCAAGUCAAAGCUUGCCCUGGAAAUUAUUAUGUCUACAAAUUUACCAGACCAACAGUCUCAAUACCAGCUCCAGUAUAUUGUGCAGUAUUAUUCACCACCCCAAGCGUUGAUCCCUGCUACAACUACACCAGUCUGGAUGAGCCUUGGAGAGCCACAAAUAACCCUUACGAUAGUAACUAUUACUCCUAUGGCAUGUGUGAUUUAAAAAACGUACUUACAGGCUACCCCUGUGCUGAACUCAACUGCACAGAGGAUGAAUGGUGUGGAGAGAAAAACAGCGUCUAUGGCUGUUUGUGUAGCAAGAACCAGACCAGACCAGAUUCUUUAGAUUUCUCAGAAACCUGUGAAAGCAGCUCUGGCUCCAUGUCUGUGUCUCGCUGUCAGCUCUUUGAGGCUGGUUUUCCAGCUGACAUCUUACACCUCAAUGAUCCCAGCUGCAAAGGAACGGUCCGGAAUGGCAGAGUGGAAUUCCAUUUUGAUAACGAUGAACACAUCUGUGGUACAAAUCUUGUGGCCAACAGCACCCACUUUGUCUACAGUAACUUUAUUCUGGGGACACCGAGGUCAGAAGGUCUCAUCAGCAGAGAGAAAAUCCUUAAGCUUUCUUUCAGCUGUGUUUAUCCUCAAACACAAACACUUUCCAUGAAUGUGGAAAUCAACCCACUGGGGAGCAUUGUGCACAAGACGCUCCCCGCUGGUGAAGGCAGAUAUCAUGUUCGGAUGAUUCCAUAUGAGGAUGAUGAGUUUACCCGGCCCUUCACUGGUAAAGUGGAUGCAGAGCUCAACCAGAAGAUGAAUGUGGAAGUUCGUGUUGAGGGGGUUGACAGCCGCCAGUUUGCCUCAGUUAUGGAGACGUGUUGGGCUACACCUGUGAAUGAUCCUGAUUACAGUCUCCGCUGGGAUCUCAUCGUUACAGAGUGUCCCAAUCCAAAUGACCACACAGUGGAGCUGCUGCAGAACGGCAUCUCGACAUCCAGCCGUUUCUCCUUCAGGAUGUUCAUCUUCACUGCAAACUCCACUAAGCUUUACCUGCACUGUGCUGUUCACCUUUGUCUUCUGUCGAGCAAUCGCUGCUCAAUGGACUGUAACUCUGGACACCAGCGGAGAGAGGGCAGGUCUCUGGACUUCCAUGACAGUGCUUCCAUAUCCAUGGGUCCUCUGAUGUUGUCUAAAGGCAAUACAGAAUCUCCUCUGUACCUCACCUAG
Messenger RNA from Sinocyclocheilus rhinocerous, 2430 nucleotides. RefSeq names its product pancreatic secretory granule membrane major glycoprotein GP2-like. NCBI's taxonomy places the organism in Eukaryota, Metazoa, Chordata, Actinopteri, Cypriniformes, Cyprinidae. The record is from RefSeq and is a predicted model, not a curated record.